Durio zibethinus is the source of this 752-nucleotide messenger RNA. The record is from RefSeq and is a predicted model, not a curated record. Lineage: Eukaryota; Viridiplantae; Streptophyta; Magnoliopsida; Malvales; Malvaceae.
GCUAGGGAACUGUUAUUCAAACUUUAUCUAGUUGCUUGUUCUUGUUUUUUUUUUUUUAAAUUUCAGAUUGUUUUUCUGAUCAAUUGGAUUGAAGCAUGUGUGGCAGUCCGGAGCAGUUACAUGCUAAGACUGCCACUCUAUCCACGUCUAAGGAAACCAAAAAAAUGGAUUGUCUGACUGGAGUGGUAGGUAGUAAAUGUUCAUUCCCCGUUUUGCUUGAGUUUGCUGCUGAUAAUGAUGUUGAUGGUUUUCAGAUAUCUUUGACUAUAACUGAUGUUUCUUUGGUUGGUGAGGUUGGACUUUGGUAUGGUCGCCGGCAAUGUUCUAAACAGAUCGUGGUGGAGCAUAGAAGAAGUCCGUUAAUUGCUGCUAAAUAUGGUAGUGUUGAAGUUGUGCAGUUAAUUCUUUCUCUAUAAGAGGUAGAUGUGACCUCUUGUGGCCUUGAUAAGAGCACUGCUCUUCACUAUGCUGCUUCUGGUGGAUUUAUUAGAGCUGAGGAGGUUGUCAAGUUGCUUUUACUUGCUGGUGCUGAUCCUUGUGUCACUGAUGCCAAUGGACAUCGCAUCAUUGAUUUUAUUAUUGCUCCUUGGAAUAUGCCCCAGAUAAAAGUAGCCCUUGAAGAGCUCUCAAAUAAUGAUGGUCCUGUAUUUACAUCACUGAUGAAUUUCGUUUAAGAUUUGGCCUUGUUCCCCCAUGAUUGGACAGAGUGUCCUUUCAUUCAUCCUGGUGAUAAUGCGUGAAGAAGAGAUCCA